AUGUCUGACGACGAUGGCUUCCAGGUUGAAAAUGAUAGCGACAAUGAUUCUGACAAGGAGCUGCAAGUGGCAUUCGAGAAAGGACUGCUCAAAGACACUGUCAUUGUUUCAACAACAAAUCCGAAACCAAAGUAUAUAAAUAAUAAGGUCGGAUUAGAAGAAGCCCUGAGAAACUUAAAAAGGGAUUUGCCAUGGCAAGAAACUUUGGACAUCUGCGUUGAGCCUGCCCCACUACCUUACUGCCUGAAAGAUGAUGACGAGAGCGAUAUUAAGGGCGAUGGCAAAGAGGAGGAAAAUGAUUUUAAAUUAGAAAAUUUGUUCUACCGGCAAGCACAGAAUGCAGUUUUGAAGGGCUUGGCUAGACUUACUGCCUUCAACAUCCCAACAAAACGGCCAGAGGAUUAUUUCGCUGAGAUGCUUAAAAGUGAUCUGCAUAUGAAAAAAGUUAAAGAGAAUAUAUUGAGCUUACAAGCCAUCAAGGACAAAUCAGAGAAGGCAAAGAAAGAAAGGGAAGCAAAGAAAGUUAAAAAAUUAGCCGAUAAAGAGGGCAGGAAAGAGAAGAAGAAGGAAAAAUUAGAGUACAAGAACACACUGAAAAAAGUCAGGAAGAAGUUGAACUUAGGUCAGCGGGGAAAAAUCUUGAAUCCAGACGAUCUAUUUGAAGACACCAGUGACAGAAAAAGUGUUGAAGUCGUCUAUAGGAAAGAGCAAAAGAUAAAACAACAACAUAAACAACAACAGCAAAUGAAUAAUAAUAAAAAUAAUAAUGAUUCAUCAUACAUAGUCCCUGAAAAACCAAUGAAAGCCAAUAAGAAGAGAAUGAUGAAGAACAAGAAGUUUGGCUUUGGCGGCCAGAAGAAGAGGUCAAAAUACAAUACGAGGGAGAGUGUGGAUGAAGUGCAGUUCAAAUCAUUCAGAUCUCCCGCCGCUAUUAAAAAGUACAAGAAUAAGAACAAGUCCAAUAAUAGGAGAAAUAAAAAGAAGAAAUAA
Helobdella robusta is the source of this 990-nucleotide messenger RNA. RefSeq lists its product as hypothetical. The transcript has 9 exons. Gene Ontology annotation, biological process: ribosomal large subunit biogenesis; rRNA processing. The record is from RefSeq and is a predicted model, not a curated record. Lineage: Eukaryota; Metazoa; Annelida; Clitellata; Rhynchobdellida; Glossiphoniidae. Gene Ontology annotation, cellular component: nucleolus; preribosome, large subunit precursor; nuclear periphery. Bases 1 to 990 code for a protein of 329 amino acids.